Ilyonectria robusta is the source of this 384-nucleotide messenger RNA. RefSeq names its product SOH1-domain-containing protein. Gene Ontology annotation, molecular function: transcription coregulator activity. Lineage: Eukaryota; Fungi; Ascomycota; Sordariomycetes; Hypocreales; Nectriaceae. Gene Ontology annotation, cellular component: core mediator complex; mediator complex. Bases 1 to 384 code for a protein of 127 amino acids. The record is from RefSeq and is a predicted model, not a curated record. The transcript has 2 exons. Gene Ontology annotation, biological process: regulation of transcription by RNA polymerase II.
AUGGCAACCGAGGCUUCCCAGGACAUUGUGAUGGGCUCUCCGCCCCCGGCGCCCGCUGCGACAGACGCUGAGCCCAAGUAUGGCGGCUUCUCGCGAUUCGAGAUCGAGCUCGAGUUCGUCCAAUCCCUCGCCAACCCUUACUACCUCAACCACCUCGCCUCCCAGAAGCUCCUCAGCCAGCCCGCGUUUGUCGCCUACCUCGCCUACCUCCAGUACUGGAACCAGCCGCCGUACCUCAAGUACCUGACGUACCCGGGCCCGACGCUGCGCCACCUCGAGCUGCUGCAGCAGGAGAUGUUUCGCCAGCAGAUCAUGAGCCCAGAUGUGGUGCAGCGGCUGGUGGAGGAGGGCAUGAAGGCCUCGGUGGAGUGGCACCGGGAGUGA